Messenger RNA from Brassica napus (rape), 1882 nucleotides. RefSeq names its product berberine bridge enzyme-like 25. NCBI's taxonomy places the organism in Eukaryota, Viridiplantae, Streptophyta, Magnoliopsida, Brassicales, Brassicaceae. The transcript has 2 exons. The coding region runs from base 135 to 1757 and encodes 540 amino acids. The record is from RefSeq and is a predicted model, not a curated record. Gene Ontology annotation, molecular function: FAD binding; oxidoreductase activity.
UAUGAACAAAGUUUAUUCAUUGACAAAAAAAAAACACAAUAGACAUUCAUUCAUUUCCACCUUGAAGCCUGUUUGUUUGUUUUCUCUCCUUUUUUUUUGAUCAAGUUUGUUUUCUCUCUUGUAAUGCUGCAGGGAUGGGAGUUUUAAAAUCAGCGCCUGUGAUUUCUUACAUUUCGUUUUUAGCCCUAUAUUUUUCUUUCUACACAGUAGCAUUAACUUCUUCAAACUCCUUACAAGAUGACUUCAUCAAUUGUCUCCACCAAAACACAAAUGUCGAUUUUCCACUCGAGAAAGCAUUCUUCAGUCCUGAAAGGAACGCCUCGAUGUUCAUUGAAGUCCUUAACUCGACAGCUCAAAAUCAACGAUACUUGACCAAAUCAAUGCCUAAACCGGGUUUCAUAUUCAAACCAGUUCACGAGACACACGUCCAAGCUUCCAUCAUAUGUUCCAAGAAACUGGGAAUUCAUCUCCGUGUUAGGAGCGGCGGUCACGAUUAUGAAGGCGUCUCUUAUGUUUCACAGAUAGAAAUACCGUUUAUAAUUAUUGAUCUGUCGAAACUGAGACAGAUCAACGUUGAUAUUGAAGACAAUAGUGUUUGGGUUGAAGCUGGUGCUACGACUGGUGAGCUUUACUACAGAAUUUCAGAGAAGAGCAAGACUCAUGGAUGCCCUGCUGGUAUAUACCCGAGCUUAGGCAUAGGUGGGCAUAUAACAGGCGGUGCAUACGGUUCCUUGAUGAGAAAGUAUGGUCUUGCUGCAGAUAACGUUCUAGACGCAAAGCUUGUCGAUGUUAAUGGCAAAUUACUAGACAGAACCGCGAUGGGAGAGGAUACUUUUUGGGCGAUUAGAGGAGGCGCAGGAGGGAGUUUCGGGAUAAUAUUGUCAUGGAAGAUCAAGCUUGUUCCUGUUCCUAAAACCCUAACUGUCUUCACGGUCACCAAAACAUUAGACCAAGACGCAGGAUUCAAGAUUCUUUCAAAGUGGCAACAAGUUGCGGACAAGCUCGUUGAAGAGCUCUUCUUACGCGUGUUCUUCACCAUAGCUGGAAACAAUGAAAACAGAACUGUGGCCAUGUCAUACAUAGGUCAGUUUCUUGGCGAGAAAGGCAACUUGAUGGAGGUAAUGAGCAAGGGUUUUCCAGAACUAGGGCUAACUCUGGAGGAUUGUAUAGAAAUGAACUGGAUUGAAUCCAUCAUGUACAGCUCUGGAUUCUCAACUACCACUCCUCCUCCUCCUGAGGUUUUGCUUCAAGCAAAGUCACCUCUUGGAGAAGUUUACUUCAAAGCCAAAUCAGACUUCGCUAAAGAACCGAUUCCUGUUUUAGGUCUUAAAGGGAUGAUCAAGAAGAUUCUUGAAGAAGAAGCUGCAGUAAUGAUAUGGACUCCAUACGGUGGAAUGAUGGAUAAAAUCCCUGAAUCUGAGAUCCCGUUUCCGCAUAGAAGCGGAACCAGCUUCAUGAUUCUGUAUUAUAGGAGCUGGUCAGACACCGAGAAGAGACCAGACAUGCGUAUCAAAUGGAUCAGGGAGUUGUACAAUUACAUGACGCCUUAUGUCUCAAGCAAUCCAAGACAAGCAUAUGUGAACUACAGAGAUCUAGACCUGGGACAGAACAACAACUUAAAGACAAGCCUCAAACAAGCUCAAGUCUGGGGAGCAAAGUACUUCAAAGACAAUUUCAAUAGGUUGGUGAAGAUUAAAACAAAGGUUGAUCCAGAGAACUUCUUUCGACACGAACAAAGCAUCCCACCUCUUUACUGAAGCUAAGAAGAUGAUUUUUAAACAAAAUUCAAAUAAGUAUCAUCAUACAAUAAACUCGAAUAUAUCGAACAAUGCUUCUCUUUGUUUGGUAAAUUGUUAAAUCGAACAAUCCUUUUUUUGGUUAA